This is a messenger RNA of Lasiodiplodia theobromae, 936 nucleotides long. RefSeq names its product Fmi2 protein. Gene Ontology annotation, biological process: regulation of ERK1 and ERK2 cascade; protein dephosphorylation; negative regulation of protein binding. NCBI's taxonomy places the organism in Eukaryota, Fungi, Ascomycota, Dothideomycetes, Botryosphaeriales, Botryosphaeriaceae. The transcript is spliced from 2 exons. Bases 1 to 936 code for a protein of 311 amino acids. The record is from RefSeq and is a predicted model, not a curated record. Gene Ontology annotation, cellular component: nucleoplasm; cytoplasm. Gene Ontology annotation, molecular function: protein tyrosine/serine/threonine phosphatase activity; F-box domain binding.
AUGUCGACCACCGAGGAGGUUGCCCUCUCCGACACCAGCCGCUCGUUUCGCCGCGCCAGCAACAACGAGUACGCCUUCCGUGUCCCCACGCCGCCGCGCAUCAUCAUCCCGCCGCCCGCUGUGAACAGCCAGGAAUCCGCCAAUGCCAUCCGCGUUGCCUCUGUCUCGACAAUCGACGCUCGCGGCCCGGAUCUGAGCUUUCUGGCCGCCGUCAAUGGCGGCGAGCUCACUGCCCAGAACGCUGGCCUGGAGUGGACCUACGAGAAGCGCCGUGAUGCACAGAUGGUGACUCCGUAUCUGUAUCUGGGCCCUCACAGCACCGCCAAGAAUCGAGACUUCCUCAGCAAGACCAACAUAACCAUGUUGCUGGCUGUCAAACAGGCUGGCAUGCCCGUCAAUGCUGCCGCCCGCAUCGCCAACGAGAUGGGAAUCGCCUUCCGCACCGUCGACAUUCGCACCCCGCAAGACCUGAUCGCCUCGUUCCCCCUAGCCUCCGACCUGAUCAACGACCAUCUUGCCGAUGUCAACGCCCGUAUACAAGGCGGCGGAUGUGGUUUGCAACACGGAAAGGUCCUUGUGUUCUGUGAAUCGGGCAAUGAGAAAUCAGCGGCUGUUGUAGUGGCGUGGAUCAUGGAAAUGCUGAACCUGGAUUUCCUCAAGGCAAUGCAGUUUGUUCAAGGCCAGCGCUUCUGCGUCAACUUCGAUGACCACCUAAAGACUGUCUUGCAAUCCUACGGAGACAUACUGUCCGCAAAGCGCUCCGUUGCCCUCGACUGUGCCGCUCGGCCGCCGCAACACUCCUACUCGGUACAAAGCAACUCCAAACGCACGCUGGACACGACAUAUGACGAGGAUAUGGAUGUGGACACUGUAGACGAUGCCGAUGUCCUGCGAUUCGAGGGCCGGACACAUGUUCCCUUCGAGAGUAUCGACUGA